Belonocnema kinseyi is the source of this 778-nucleotide messenger RNA. Its product is annotated as transcription initiation factor TFIID subunit 10-like. Gene Ontology annotation, cellular component: nucleus; SAGA complex; transcription factor TFIID complex. The coding region runs from base 202 to 579 and encodes 125 amino acids. The record is from RefSeq and is a predicted model, not a curated record. Lineage: Eukaryota; Metazoa; Arthropoda; Insecta; Hymenoptera; Cynipidae. Gene Ontology annotation, molecular function: promoter-specific chromatin binding; RNA polymerase II general transcription initiation factor activity. Gene Ontology annotation, biological process: transcription initiation at RNA polymerase II promoter. The transcript has 4 exons.
UUAUUGUCCAAUGGGAAAUUAGUUUUCAGGAGUAUAUUUUUUCGUGCACUUCUAAAGAAUAAAAAGUUUGUCUUAACUUCCUUAUACAAGUGUAAACAAUGUUUAUUUUUAUGAAUUCAGCAAUUGCAAUUUGUUUAUCUAACAGUUGAUACAACUGCCGGACGUAAUCAGUUGAAAACUCAAAGCAUCAAAUACUUCAAUAUGGCAGAAAGCACUGACAAAGACACAAGCUACUCAUUAAAAGAUGAACCAGCAACUGCAGGCCAACCGCUCUCUGAUUUUCUUCUCCAACUCGAGGAUUACACUCCAACGCUACCGGACGCCGUUACGGAACACUAUCUUCGUUCUGGAGGAUUCAAUACAACAGAUGCAAGGAUAGUACGUCUCGUUUCUUUGGCGGCCCAAAAAUUCAUUUCUGAAAUUUCGAAUGAUGCGCUCCAACAUUGCAAAACGAGGGGAGCAAAUCUGAACACAAAAACGAAGGGAAAGGAUCGACGUUACACCCUCACAAUGGAGGAUUUAACUCCUGCUGUUGCAGAAUACGGCAUCGUAGUGAAAAAACCCCAUUACUUUGUUUAAUCAUUCUUCAUUAUAGAGCAAGUUUUUAUCCAUAUGAUUAACACUUAUUGUUAAAACAAAAUCACGUCUCAUAGAUUUAACAAAAUGUAAACGAAUCUGUCGUUUUAUUCGUAUUAAGAUACAUUAUAAUUUUAUCUAUAACAUGCUCUUAUUAUCUUUCAUUUUACAACACGAAGAUCGUCAUUCUAUUCAAAGUUAA